AUGCAAGGGAAAUUCACGAAAAGUGUCUGCCUGUUGGCCGUGUGUUUGUUGCUGCUGCAGCUGGUGGCAGGCCAGGAAGAGGCAACAGUGAAGCCAACGCAGGCCACGGAUACACGCGUCUCUUGGAUUGCCCAAUUGCAGCAGCUGCGUCAACAGAUGCGCACCUGCUUCCGUUCGGGCUCCGCCUCCGGCACCGGCUCCGGCUCCGGCUCGAGUUUGUGGUCUUGUUUUCGUGCGCGCAGUCUGAAAAUAUUCGAGGACAUCAUGGCAGCAGAUGUGAUUCCGCUCUACGAGGGCGUCCGGCUAAUUGCCGCACCAAAUGCCACAAGUGGUCAAGCGCGACCAGCGGCCGAUGAGCCCAAGGACCUGAAGCACUUGACCUGGUUUGAUCAACUCGCUGUUAGCCUGGCCAAGGGCCUGACCACACACACGCUGCAGAUCAAUCUGGCCAAGCUCACGGAGCGUUAUCUGAGCAACGAUGGGCCGGAGCGCAAGGCGGAUACCGUGGGCAGCGCACGGCUGCGUCGGCAUCGCUUCAACAUGAUCAUCACCAUGAUGUUUGGCGUCACGGCUCUAGGGGCUGUGCUGGUGCCAAUGGGCUUCCAAUUGCUUGCCAUUGUCAGUGGCAAGGCGUUGCUACUGGCCAAAAUGGCAUUGCUGCUGGCCUCCAUCAAUGGCCUGAAGCGGGUCGCCAAUACUGGACUCCACUAUGGCUUGUACCAUGUGCCCGGCGAGCAUCUGGGCGGCUACUACGAUCGCGGCGACUUGAGCCAUCCGCGGAACGUGCCCAUACCCGUGGGGAUGGCGCCUUCACUUGAGUUUGGCUUGAAGUAA
Drosophila arizonae is the source of this 834-nucleotide messenger RNA. It is a transcript of the gene Osi23, whose product is annotated as DUF1676 domain-containing protein Osi23. Gene Ontology annotation, cellular component: membrane. The record is from RefSeq and is a predicted model, not a curated record. NCBI's taxonomy places the organism in Eukaryota, Metazoa, Arthropoda, Insecta, Diptera, Drosophilidae.